This is a messenger RNA of Penicillium arizonense, 1380 nucleotides long. RefSeq lists its product as uncharacterized. The record is from RefSeq and is a predicted model, not a curated record. The transcript has 3 exons. Bases 1 to 1380 code for a protein of 459 amino acids. NCBI's taxonomy places the organism in Eukaryota, Fungi, Ascomycota, Eurotiomycetes, Eurotiales, Aspergillaceae.
AUGUUGCUCCCUUUGCUGUCUUGUGUCACUUUGCUGCUCGCAAACUCUGGCACCGUAUUUGCCCAAACCGCCACGGUGGAUGCUGCGGUCAGCCGUGGCACGCCGGCCAAUCUGGCUUCUGGCUGGAUCUAUGGCAUCCCGGAUACGCAAGGCCAAAUUCCCGACCAUUUCUACUCAGACGUUGGUUAUAGAUAUGGCCGAGCAGGUGGGGCGCAGCUCGUUAAGCCUGGAGAGCGAGGCUGGAUAUGGGGAGUGAAUGAGUACAAGAGCCGAUUCCAAUCAGCACUUUCAAACUACAAAACUUCAAGGAAAUAUGGUGCCCGCUUCCAGCUUCUACUCCAUGACCUGUGGGGGGCAGAUAGCACGCAGAAUUCAAGCGCUCCAUAUCCUGGUGAUAACGGGAACUGGGCGUUCUAUGACGCGUUCUUGACUCAGGUCAUUUCCGAUAUUCAAACCAAUGCUAUGAUGAACGGACUGGAUAUAGACCUGUGGAAUGAACCGGAGGGAAUAUAUUGGAAGAAUCGAGGAGUGGGCCAGUGGGUGAACAUGUGGGGUCGAGGAUUUCAUCGACUUCGGGGUGCGCUGGGCACAGCAGUCCUUCUGGUGGGCCCGUCUCUUGCGACACCACCGGCAACUGGCAACUCGUGGUGGGAUGGCUUCCUGGGGUUCGUUGGCACGAACGCAUCAAUUCCCGAUCAAUAUACCUGGCAUCUCGAAUGUGGUGCCGGUUGUGACUUGAAGGCUAGCAACUCAACCCUAAAAUCAUUGCUCAGCUCGUACAAUCUACCCAAUCGACCCAACAACGUCAACGAAUACGGGACUGGCUCAGAGCAAGUACCAAGUGGCGCCGCCUGGUACAUCAGUCGCUUUGAGCGCUAUGAUACUCUUGGUUUGCGUGGUAAUUGGCUCUCCACUACAGCACUUCACGACUUCCUAGCCGGACUCGUGGGCAAGCCAAACGCUGGUACAUCAGCGUAUAGUGCGACGGCGGGCGGCUACUGGCCAACCGGAGAGUUUCAAGUUUACAAGUACUACCAUCUGAAUCAAACCGGCACUCGCCUGGGAACCACUGGCUCGGCAGACGGUGGCUUUGACGUCUACGCUACCAACACAGGAUCCGCAGUGAAGAUUCUAUGUGGCAGCAAGGCGAAGACUGGAACAUGGGAUAUCACUGUUACCAACCUGAAGUCUUUGGGACUUCCAUCCUCCGGUAGCAUCACAAUCACCACGUAUGAGUUUCCAUGGACGAGCCAAUUCGGUGAAGUUGAUACGCCUGUGAAUCUUGGCCAAGUGACUCAUACAUACUCCGGCGAUUCAGUGACUUGGUGGGUGAAGUUUUCAUCAUCUAGCACGGCAUAUGCUUUUGAAUUUUCACACUGA